AUGUCAAAUGAUAAUGAUCGUCUUCGUGAAUUUAUAUCAUCACCAAUUGAUUUAGAAAAAUUUUUAGAUGAUACAACAAAUCUAAAAAGACGUAUAUCAACAUUUACAUCUUCAUAUCCAAUUGAUGAAAAUAAUCUUGAUCCAUUAAUUAAUUUAGCUAAAUCUUUAAGUGAUUAUCAUCAUCAUGAACAACAAGAUGAUUCAACACGAAUAGAAAAUGAAAUUGAACAAGAAGAAGAUGAAGAACAAUAUGGUCAUGAUGAAGAUGAUGAUGAAGAUACAACAUCAAGUACUUGGCGUACAAGACGAAAAAAGAAAAAACUUGAUCCAAUUAUUUUAAAUAAUCUUAAAUCAUAUCCAGCUUGUAUUGAAUAUUUAUAUAAAGAAUUUAGUCAAUCACGUCCACAUGCAUCACAUGAUACAGCAUUUUUAAAAAAUAUUCGUGAAUCAAAUCAAGCACAAUCAAAUAUAAAUGAUGAUAGACUUAUAUUAAAUUUACAAAUAUUUUUUCCUAUUGAAUCACGUGAUCGUUAUCGUCAUCAAUUAAUGAAUGAACUUAUUUGUUUAUCAACAUUAACAUUAACACAAAUACGUGAUUCUAUUGAAUGUGUUAGUGAUGAACAAAUUCUUGGUGAAUAUUCCGAUAAUCCCGAUAGUAUACAAACAAAUGGACAACGUGCUGGUGAUGUAAAUACGGCAGCUUGUUUUAUAAUUGAAUCAAUUAUAUAUGAUGAUUUACGUCGAACAAAUAUACGUUUAAGUGAAAAAAUUAUUGAACAAACAAAUACAAAUUAUAUACAAGGUAAUACAAUGGAAAUGACAAAUUUAAAUGAUCUUAAAAUGAUUCAACUUGGAAAACCAUAUAUUUAUUUACAUCAAACAAAUUGUGAACAUGUUAUUGUAUUUAGUGAAUUAAAAUUACUUGAACAAGAUCAAUGUCAUGAUUCAAAUCUCUAUCCAUUAUGUCGAAUGAAAUAUCAUGGAAGAUUUUCAUAUUGUUUUCUAUGUAAUGUUUUUUAUGCUAAAUGGCUUAUUCGAGAUUCACCUUUAAUACCUGAUGAUCCGUGUUUAUUAUGUGAAAGAUGUUUUAAAGCAUGUCAUUAUGAUAAAGAUGGACAUAAAGUUGGCAAUUUUCUUGCAUAUCAUUUUCCACAAUUAUUUUAUAUUUUGGUAAUUAAUGAAUAUUUAUUGAAAAAAGAAAAAUAUUUAUUAUAUAUUAAAAAAGUCAUGAUGAACAGAUCAAAAAGUGAAAUAAUCAACGACAGUCAUAAUACCAAAACAGAAGCUUUUGAUUCUCAAUCAAUGACUGAUGAUGAAAAUUAUGCACAAAAACGAAAAUCUCGUCGUAUUCAAACUCUUAUGAAACUUUCUGUUCAAGAACCUAUUAAUGAUAAAAAACCAGAACAAAUUAAUAACAUAAGAAAUAUAAGACAAAAUUCAACGACUUCAUUAUUUGAUAAAAGACCUUUUCCAUUUGGACGCUGUCGGGUUUGUAUGGAUAAAGCAACAGGUGCACAUUAUGGAGUACCGACAUGCGAAGGAUGCAAAGGCUUUUUCAAACGAAGUAUUUUACGAAAAGAAAAAUAUCGAUGUUAUUUUGGUGAUGGAUGUAUAAUUACUGCUGAUAAUCGUAAUCGUUGUAAAUCAUGUCGUUUUCAAAAAUGUCUAACAGAAGGAAUGUCUAUUGACGGUGUUCGUAUGGGUCGUAUUCCAAAAUUGGUUAAAGAAAAAGCUCUAGCUGAACAUCAUUUAUCUUCGUCAAGUAUAGAAAAUGAUGAUCCAAGUCCAUCAAUAUCAUCUACAUCACCAUCAUGUAUAUCAUCAAUAAAUUCAAAAUCAAAUAAUUUAAUGUCAACAGAUAUGAAUCUUGAAUUAAUUGAUGAACCAUUUCUAUUAAAUAAUUUUGAAUCAGUAUCUAUUAAUACUCCUUCAACAACAUUACCAUUAUAUAAUAAUUAUAUGUUACCAGAAAAUUUUACUAUAGAUGAAACAAAAUAUAAUUAUUUAGAAAAUCUAUCAAUAUUAAAUCGUUCAGUUCUAACAAAUUGUACAGUAAAUUGUGAAGAACAUUUUUCAAAUAAUAUUCUUGAACGUAUUAAAAAAUUUGUAACAAAAUUAACUUGUCCAAUGACAUAUACAGUAUCUGAUUAUGAUGAAGCAUCAUUUAUUCGAUAUCUAAGAACAAAAAUGCUUGAUUUAUAUAAUACAUAUGAUAGUUGUACAACACAAUUAGUGGAAAGAAUGGAUAGUAUGAUUAAUCAUCAAAUUACUGAAUUUCAUGAUAAUCAUUCGUCUUUACACGAUAUAUGGGCAGGAUUGACAGAUGCUAUUCCAUUUCAUGUGAAAAAUCUCAUUUCAUUUUCUCGCGAGAUGCCAGCUAUUAAUGAAAUCGAUUUCGAUGAUUUUCAUAAGAUAAUGAAUAAUCGUUUAUUUGAUUUUUGGCUAAUUAAACAUGCACCAUUAAUACGUAAUAAUGAAUCAUAUAUAAUAUUACCAAAUGGUCUUCAAUAUACUCGUCAAUGGAUGAAUAGAAUAAUAGGUGAAGAAAUUGUUGAAGCAAUGUUUGAACUUGCAAGAAAAUAUAAUGAAUUAAAUUUAACACAAGAAGAAUAUGCAUUAAUAUUUCCUGUUAUUAUUUGUGCUGAAGAUACAACUCUCAAUGAUCAAGAAACUGUACAUCAAAUACGAUGUUGUUAUUUAUAUGCAUUAUAUACACAAAUGUUAACAACACGUACACAAUUUGAAGCUAAAACAGUAUUUCAUAAUCUUUUACAGAUUUUAUCCUUUUUACCAUUUUUAAAUCAAUUACAAGAGAAAAAAACUGUUUCAAUUAUUCCAGAAAAUGUGGAAUCCGAAUCAUAA
Messenger RNA from Rotaria sordida, 2862 nucleotides. The record is from the annotation of a GenBank genome assembly. Lineage: Eukaryota; Metazoa; Rotifera; Eurotatoria; Philodinida; Philodinidae.